Myxozyma melibiosi is the source of this 4281-nucleotide messenger RNA. RefSeq lists its product as uncharacterized. The transcript is spliced from 3 exons. The coding region runs from base 106 to 4080 and encodes 1324 amino acids. The record is from RefSeq and is a predicted model, not a curated record. Lineage: Eukaryota; Fungi; Ascomycota; Lipomycetes; Lipomycetales; Lipomycetaceae.
GUUCUGUUGCUGUUUAAGUCUCUGCCGGGUGCUGUUCUGUUGUCCACCUCCACCUCCUCUACUUCACCACCACCACCACCACCACCUCUUCUCUUCUCAACACACAUGCACUCCCUCCGCCGCCUCUUCAGGCGCGACGACCGCUCCUCCUCCUCAUCUUCAUCCACCCCCUCCGCCAAACCCUCCUCCUCCCCCCGCCCACACAUCCCCACCCCCGCCCAGCAAUGGACCCGCACGCGCAUCAAACCCGACCACGCAGCGCGCUUCCUCGCCCUCGCCUCGUCCGAGAUAAAACUCCGCGGCGUGCUCGAACCCCUCGUCCUCCUCCCCUUCCGCCCGGCGUUCACCGCCCGCGACUCCCAGCGCUUCCUCGCACGCGUCUUCCCCGACACCGACGACCUCGGCUACGCGAUCCCCAUCCUCGACGACAAGGAUCUCCAGCGUGAGGUCCGGAUCGCUGAUGUCUCUGUGCUUGUCAGCGCUGUUAAGUGGGUAUGGGCACGGCUGCCUGGUGGUGUCGUCACCUGGGACGUCUACGAGGUCUUCAAAGCUGCCGAGGAGGACUCCGGCAUGAACGAAGACGCAUUCACAAAGCUGAUCCCCGCCCUCGUCGACACCCCCGCCCGCGCAGACAUCAUCUUCUCCUUCUUCGACCUGCUCUCCUCCGUCGCCGCCCACUGGAAAACAUCCGGCAUGACCGGUCUCAAACUCAGCCGUCUCUGCGCCUGGUGGGCGUUUCCUCUCCAGGACGAGUUCGAGCCUGGAAAUAGGAAACCGACCUUUGCUGAGGGAUACAAGGCUUGGUUGCAUGCCGCCAAUGCCUCUUCCCAUCUCUUCUUCGCCUACCUCCGCUCCCAAGCCCACCUCCCCUCCAGCUCCGCAACCGCAAUCUCGACCCUCCCCCGCACACUCUCCUCCCUCCUCUCCUCCACAACCUACCCACCCCCGUCCUCCGCCCCCGCCUACGCCUCCGCCCCGCUCCUCAUCCUCUCCAUCCCCGUGCGCGAGUACUCCUCCUCUCCGCACCGCAUCCUCGAGGAAUUCCUCGGCCUCGCCGAGCGCGACCCGCGGAUCGGGAGCAUUGCUGCCGUGCGCGAUCCCAGCGUCGAGGCGUUCCUUAAGGCUUCCGCGGGCGAGGUCAUGGAUGCGUACUUGACCCCCGAGUGCGCGCGGCUCAUCUCUGAGAUUUCAUCGUUCGAGAGCGCGUUGCUGGUCCGCAAAAUGAUUAUGAGUCGGCAGCAGGUGCAGGAGCAGCAGCAAAAGGAGCAAUUGCUAAAACAGCAGCAACAGCAACAACAACAACAACAGCAACAACUCUCGCUUACAGACGAAGAGUUUGUAGGUGACCGCUCACCCUGGGUCGCGUUCGAAUCUCGUGGCUUCCAAAACCAAUCUCCCUCGAUCUCCUCGCUCGGCAGCGCUACCCCUAUAUCCGCCGCCUCCUCCCCUGCCUUUGCCUCAAUCUACCAAGACAGCCCCAAGUCCUUCUCCGGCAAAGACAGUCCCGCUCCGACAACCGACCCCGCGCAGCCACUCGAGCUCGCUGAAAUCGUCCUCGACCAGUCGUUCUGGUGGGUCUGGCUCUGCGCCCACGGACCCGAGGAAACAAUCUCCUCGCGCUCGUCCGUGUUCUCGGCCUGCGUGAUCGCCGAGAUCGACGGCUUCGGCGCCAGCAGCCGCUUCGGCAGACGCGCAUCCCGCGUCGGCGACCGCUACGUCGUCUUUGAAGAACGUCUGCUCGACGCCGCGCCUGCCUCGUCGUCGAAAACGCACUACCGCCGGCGCUCGCUCAGCGUCAGCUCCGGCACCGAACUGCGCAGACUCGCGUCGCGAGGGUUCAACAACUUCCGCAGUCGCCGACGGUCGGAGAAGUCGCUGGUCACGGCCGCGAGCGUGCGUUUGCGCGACCGGCCGUCGCUGUUGUCGCUCUAUAAGGAGUAUCAGACCGGGCAGGCGACCGUCAAUAUCGUCGGCAGCAGCAAGACCGACGAAGAGCGCGUCCGUCGCGUGCGAGAGAUUGUGAACGUGACGCCCGCUGUCCCCGAUAUCCCCGACUUCUACAAAGACAGCCCCGCCGAGCCCUCGUCAAGACCGGACCUAUCCUCCCCGCUCUACCAGGCCCUCGACUGGAAAACCGAGCCCGAGCUCUCGAUCCAGGAGGAAAUCGAGCGCCUAUCGACGUCAACUGGCUCGCGCUCGCACCACAAUCCACAACCGAGCACGAUCCUCGAGCUUGAGGAAGGCGUCAGCUGUGCGCUGCGAUGGGCGAAUUCGCCGCCGUCGUCGAUUACCGAGAAUUCUGCGUCGUCGCUCGUUCGCGCGGAUCGGUUUGGGUCGAGUGCGGAGGAGGGGGCGUUGCCUACGCCGCCUAUGACACCGCAGCAGCAGCAGAAGCAGCAGCAGCAGAAGCAGAAGCACUCAAGUAUCAUCUUCUCAUCGCUCGAUCUACAAACCCAGCCGUCGAUAAGCGACGCGACGCAGCGCGUCAAGCGGACGAGUUCGAAGAAGAAGGAUUUGCUGAGGAGUAAGUCCACGAUGGGCUUCUCGCUCGCCAGACUAAACUCGCGGGGAAAUAUCAGCAGCAGCAAAGAAGCGAGCGAGGAUGACGACGAGGAAGUUGAUUCCGCGAGCCGAAUCAGACAGUACGCGAGUGUUGGAAACUUCCCGCUUGCAAUCACAGGUCCGCCGCCGCCGUUGCCUGAAGCAAACGAGGAAGCGGCGCGUACCGGCGGCAAAUCUGCGACUACUACUACGACGAGAAAAGUGCAGCCUAAGCCAUCGUUGAUUGCGCGUCUCAGAAGUAGUGUCUCGCGGCGGGAUAUCAGGGGAAUGACGACGGCAAAACCGCCGCCGCCGCCUUCGCAGCAGCAGCACGAGAGCACGAGCGAGAGCGACGACGCAGAGGCGGUAGAUCGUCAACCGCCUGCCGGCGGACCAAGAACCGCCGCCGCGCCGCUGCCGAAACGAAAGAUCCCGACUCGGAAACCAGUACCGUCCACGACCGCGACCGAGAACCAGCCACCGCUCGCGGACCAAGUGAACGGGUCCGAGACGGCGCGGCGACAGAGAAAAGAAGACGGGCAGCGCAAGAAAGAAGCAGCCGCGCAGCGCAAGCGCGAGGAGGCGGCCAAGAUGAAGAAAGAGCUUGCGGACGCAAAGAUCGAGGCCGCGAGAGCGAAGCAGGAAGCUGCGCGCGCGAAACGCGAGGCGGUUGCUGCGGCGAGGAAGACAAAGUCGUCGUCGUCGUCGUCGUCGCCUGCGUUGGGCGGCAGCGGCGGAGCGCAGGUGCAGCCGAGUACGUCGCGAUACCAUCUUCCGCAGAUGGCGGAGUUGAAAGCGGAUAUGCUGCGAUCUGCGUCGUCGUCCUCGUCUGCGUCGGCGUCGUCGUCGACGACACAUAACCCGUACUCCACGCCGCCGCCGCCGCCGCCGCCGGUGGAAUAUCGUCACUCGCCGAGUCUGGCGGCUGAGCAGCAGCAGCAGCAGGCCGCUGCGCCGGUGGCAAGUCGGUCGUCGCCGGCUUUGCGAAGCGGUGCGGGUAGACAUUUACCUCCCCCUUCCUCCACCCUUCCCCGGCCCUCAACAACACGACCUCCUCCUCCUACCUCUUCUUCAACUACAGCCGCCCCGCGCGGUCUAGCGAUCCAAAUGCAAAAACCAGCACAAGACCUCCGCCCCUCGCCCGACCCCUUCUCCCCCACCGCCUCAUCUCACCGCCUCCGCCGCCCCUCGCCAGCAUCACAAACCUCGUCCUCUACCCCGCCGUCCUCAUCCUCGCCUUCCUCGCUGAAAAGCCCCCCGUUCGCAGCCCCGGAGAAUAGAUGGAAAGAAAUCCACGAAACCCAGCUCGCGGCCCGCUACGCCUCCAUCGCAGGCGUGCCUCUCCCGCCUGUCUCCGGCACCUCCGCUGGUGGUAGUGGUGGUAGUAGUCCGAUGACGCGGGCUAGUUCUGCAAAGACGAAGGGCGAGAGUCCGUUUCCGGAUCGCGAGGCGGUGCGGACGAUGACUGCUGAACUUGCUGCCGUCGCGGGGGAAGCUGACGGCGGUGAGGCAGAGAGAUCUGCUGUUGAGUUGCGUUGAUUUCUUUGUUGAUUCUGCUUCUUUUUUUAUGCGGAGUAGAUCUUUCUGCAGUGUUUUUUUUUUGAUUCUUUCUUGUAUAGUAUACUAUCUUGCUUUUACUUUCUUGCUAUGUUUUCUUGGUUUAUCUCUUUGGUAUACUUGAUCCGUUCUACACAUAAUGUUUAAUAAUAUAAUGCACGCUCAACCCACCCAUAUACACCC